This is a messenger RNA of Thalassophryne amazonica, 3834 nucleotides long. Its product is annotated as ras-GEF domain-containing family member 1B-B-like. The transcript has 15 exons. Gene Ontology annotation, cellular component: plasma membrane. The record is from RefSeq and is a predicted model, not a curated record. Gene Ontology annotation, biological process: positive regulation of GTPase activity; Ras protein signal transduction. Gene Ontology annotation, molecular function: guanyl-nucleotide exchange factor activity. Lineage: Eukaryota; Metazoa; Chordata; Actinopteri; Batrachoidiformes; Batrachoididae. Bases 285 to 2069 code for a protein of 594 amino acids.
UUCAUUACGACGCUGUUACUGCUUCAAACUGUUUCAAAUAUCAGGAGCGGACGCACACAAUGGAGCAGAUUGCAAGAGACGCAGAGUGCUGAAAGUUUAACCCCACUGGGUGACUUCUUCCUGAAGCGAGGACGCAGCCGCACAUUGGAAGGCACAGGACUCUGGGUACUAGAAGACUAGAACUUGAAGUCGAGACACAGCCUGGCUUCGAGACCAACUAGCUAUUCUGAAAGUCCACCAUCGCUUUAAGUCUGGCCUCCAAACAGGUUUUAUUUCAGGUCGUCAUGCCUCCCACGACCCCAUAUGCUGGAAAGUUCAGCUCUUGUGGUCCUUACAGCAGCAGCAGCAGCAGUAGCAGCAAUAAUAAUCACCCACAGCCUCACAGCCCGUAUCAUAACUACAUGGCCACAAAGCCCACAAAGGAACAGUUCUACAACAGCGCUUACUGUGUGUCAGAAAAUCCCUACGACAAGCCACAGCCUCACACUUCAUAUCGCAGCUCUUCUGUUGAAGCCAUGAGCACGAAGGAGCAUUAUUACAACAGCAACUGUGCGGUUUCAGAGAACUCGUACUCCGUACCGCAGCCUCACAGCCCUCGACAGCACAGCACUUCCUGUCCGGGACGCUCUUACCGCGACACCAGCAGUAGCAUCGAGCAGCCGUGCCGUAACAGUGCCGCUGCAACCAGAGGCAACUUUUAUGGAUGCGGCAUCACUACCAGCUACGGGGAGAUGUGUUACCACAACAACAGUUUGGUCUCAGCAUCCCUGGAGGCGCUGAUCCAGCACCUGGUUCCCACAGUCGAUUACUACCCUGAUAGGUCAUAUGUGUUCACCUUCCUGCUGAGUUCACGCCUUUUUCUGCCCCCGUACGAACUGAUGAUGAGGGUUUGUCACCUGUGUGUGGAGCAGCAGCGGUCUGGAGACACCCUGCUGGACAAGAUCCGCAUUCGUGAAGUGGCUCCUAAACUGGUGCAGCUGCUGACCGAGUGGACAGAAACGUUUCCUUAUGACUUCAGGGAUGAGAGGAUGAUGCGUUGUCUCAAGGACAUGACAUACCAUGUGGCUCGAGGCGAUGAGUACUCGUGGCGAGCCAUGCAGCAGAUGACCCAGCGGCUGAUAAAACGCCUGUCAGCCCUCGGACAGUACGAGGAGGCGGUGGCAGCUCUCAGUGCUGUGGCGAUGGAACGUCCUACAUCCCUGAAAAGCAAACAGACAUCGGCACAGAGGAUGGACAUACUGAGCGUGUGUGACGACCCAUUCAUCCUCGCUCAGCAGCUCACACACAUCGAACUGGACAGGCUGAGUUUUAUUGGUCCUGAGGAGUUCAUCCAGACAUUCGCCAAGAAGGAUCCUCUUGAUAACCACAAGGGAUUCUUCCGGAAGCGUAAAACCAGUAAUCUGGAAGCCUACAUCAACUGGUUCAACAGACUGACGUACCUGGUGGCUACUGAGAUCUGUAUGCCAGUGAAGAAGAAACAUCGAGCGCGGAUCAUCGAGUUUUUCAUCGAUGUGGCUCAGGAGUGUUUCAACAUCGGCAACUUUAAUUCCCUCAUGGCCAUAAUCACUGGGAUGAACAUGAGUCCUGUUGCCAGACUAAAGAAGACCUGGAAUAAAGUCAACACUGACAAGUUUGAGAUCUUGGAGCAUCAGAUGGACCCGUCCAGUAACUUCAGUAACUAUCGCACUGCACUCCGUGGCGCCACCCAGAGGUCUGAGAUGGCUCAUAGCAGCCAAGAAAAGAUAGUGAUUCCUUUCUUCAGCCUCCUCAUAAAGGACAUCUACUUCCUGAACGAAGGCUGCUCGAGCCGACUGCCUAAUGGACACAUUAACUUUGAGAAACUAUGGGAGCUAGCUAAACAGGUGAGCGAAUUCCUGGUUUGGCGUCAGGUGAUUUGUCCUUUCGACAGGGACCGCCGGAUCCUCCAGUAUCUCGUCACUACACCCGUCUUCAGCGAAGAUGAGCUGCAUCUGGCCUCAUAUGAGAGCGAAGGACCUGAGAACAACCUGGAAAAAGACAGUCGUCGGUCUCUUAGAACUUCACUCCUGCAUCGAGAGAAUCGGUCCUAAGAGGAAGACGGUCAUCUCUGUGCUCCACGGCGUCAGUGAACAAGCAAUUUUAAGGAGGUGUGGACGUGCAUUAACGUUCCUGUAGUAAAAUCUGGAGUCAACUCCAAACUUUUACACUUAUGAAUCGCACUGUAUAAAUCAGAGAACAUUCCUUGAUGAAGCUGCCAAAGCCUUUAUUCCCUCUGCCUUGUGAGUCUGCAUGGACUUCUUGAGAUUUUUUUUUCAUACAUAAUCCCCAAAAGCAAACGUCUCACUGACCUGUGACUUCAGAUGCGCCUUCAGUUGUUGGUGGAUGAAUUUUGUUUUUGUUUAUCCGCAUCGUGGUGACGCCUGCGGCCUGCACAGACCAGCAACAUACGUGCUUCUUUUCCUCAUUUAUUCUGGAUGAGCUCAGCAAAAAAAAAACAACCCCGAACACUUGACUAAUAGUCUGUUUGCUUAUAAACGCAGAGCUAAAAAAAUGCUCUUUAAAACAGUUCUUUGCUGUAUUGUCUUAUAAAAAAAAAUAUUUUUACAACAUCCUAAUUAUUUUUCCUUUUCCUGAAAAAGAAAAAAAAAAUCAAAAACUGAGAGCUGUAUUCAAUCAUAAAUGGAUGUAGCUGUGACUGCGAUGAGUUUCUUCUGCUUUUAAGGUUUUGUGUUGCGCGCAUAUUGGUGAAGCUAAUUCUGUAAAUUUAAUGAAUUGUAUCAGUGGCUGUUUGUUUUGUAUUACAGGAUUUGUUGACUCCUUUCUACACAGUAUUAAGUCGUAUUUUGUACCAGAAGCUAAAAUAAAUAUGUGGCUUUGAGGUGUCACACUGAGCUUGUUGCUGAUUGGCUCGCUCUACGUUGUAAAAUGUAAGAUAUAUAUUUUUUCUUUUUAAACGCAUCGCUGGUUCAUCUUAUGACAAGUGUUUUUGUAUGAUUGAAGCUAAAUGAAAUAUUUGGUGUAUGAUCUUAAACAUACAUGGGGGUGUUGUUCUGACACUUAGCCUAAAUUUAGACCAGAUAAAGGCUUAACUAAGCCACAGAUGGAGCUCAGUUAAACCAGACAUCUGAUGAAAUAACUUCAACAACUUUGCUGAUUAUUGAUCAUAAAAAUUGACAAAUUCCACAAAAGAGAGCAUUUUAGGAUUACAUUUUAUUGACUUGGAAUUGUGUUCUGCUUUUUUAUAAGAACUCUGGCUGUGUUUCCUAUACUUUAAAUUCAUCUGUUGGACUUUUAAACAAACAUUAAGUGCAUCUGGUUUAAAUUGAACCACAGCUACAGUGACCUCUAGUGGGUUAUUUAUAGAAAAUAAAUUAACACUAAUUGUAUUUAAACCACAGUUUCUGAAUUAUUUUUAAGAACUUGCAUUUUUACACAGGUUUUUAAGACUUUGUGUGAUAACGGUUUUAAACUGGAUUUAGAUCUUAAUCUACACCUUCUGGAUUAUGUACUAAUAUAAGCAACAGGUUGGUCAUUCUUAGUGAUGUCUCACAGCAGCCUAUACUCAAUAUUCUUGAAAUGGAGCAAUAUCUCCACCUGGUGGACAUUUACUGAUAAUGUGGGUACAAUAAAGUUUCACCAAGGGCUAUAGUUUUUAACAAUUUGUGUGAUAACAGGUUUAAACUCUAUUUAGGCCUUAAUCCACAUCUUCUGGAUUAUUUUUUAAGAAUUUAGGUGAUAACAUGUUUAAACCCCAUUUAAAACACAGCUAAGUGACAGAGUGAUGUGAUCUUCCCACUUUGAGUGUUAUUCUUUAAAAUCUGUAUGUGGAUGAAUUUAAAGCUACAUUGUUUUUUU